GGGGCGGGGGGCCAAGAGAGCGCUGCAGCGUUAUCAUAGAUCUCUAAAACAUCCGCAACGGCCUCACAAUGUAAACUGGAUUAACUGUAGCUGUGAGUGCUAUACAAAUCAGCGACACUUACACCUCAGCCCACGGGUACUCUCUGUGACUUAUCAGCAGCCGUGCUGCGACUCUAAAAAACAUGUCUGAUCGAACACCAUGGACUAUAGUUUUGGCCUUUAAAUGUAAACGCUAACAUAGCUGAAAUGGGCGAAUGCGCCUUCAUUUCACAACAUCUUUGGCAGCUUGGGUAGAGGUGAGUAGGGGCUUCUUGAUUUUAAAGAAACGCAUUAAAUGCUAUCUAGCUAGCUACUCACCUAGCAUUAAUUUAUCACUAAAGCAGCCAUGGCAACGUGAUGUAUAUUAGACAGAUUAGCGUAAUGCAUUCGAGUAUUCAAUUUGCUAGGAAAACUUUAAGAAGUUCAGUUUGGUGUAUUUAUCCCCAAUGAACCAGUGAGCGAUGGAGGAAAGCAAGGACAGAGUGUGCUUAACCUGAGUACUUCUUACAAAAUGCCUGGACAGCGGGGUUACAUAUGUUAAAACUGCAUAAAUGUGUCAUAUGAUUAUGUUUGACUACACGUGUCAGGUCGUUAUGUGCGCAGAGUUCGACAUGGUGAAGCCUCUUUCAGCGUUUUGAUGAAGGUGAAGCUGUCAGGAAAACAUGACACAUCCAUAUGUUGGUUAGAUGCUGGGGUUUUGUAAUGUGGGAGCAGAGGAUCACUUUAUUUGAAAAGUAACCAAAUAGUCAGAGAAAGAGUCUGAGAGUCAGUUGGCUGUACCUGUCAUUCUUUAGUGUAAUCAAACCCACAAAUAGACCUGGCAGGAGGACAACAAUGGCAGCUGCUGGGUAGUUUAACAGCAAAGUUUUCAGUGACUGUUAUUCAGCUUUGUGGCCCCACUGCAUAAACUCUCAGCACACUGUGUUUACUAGAAAGGGAGUUUCAGAAAGUCAUCUGUAAUUCAUGUUUAUCUAUCUGCUGUUGGUUAGUUUUUCCAGGGAGAGGGUCUCUGGCUCUCCUGCUCGUUGCUCAUGCACAUUGUAGAUAAGCUAUCACAGUGUUUCAAUGACCCCAUAACAACUCCACCUUUCCCCGUUCACAUAAAACGAACACCAUCUAACUCUCCUUUAACCUCCUGUAUUGUUGGAUUACGCUUGAUAGUAGUCUAAUUUUUGUUAUGUCUCAGGAGGUAGUGUUACACAACAUGACACCAAACCAUGACACAAAUUGGCUAACAGGUCCAAACUCUCCUCCUUCUGUUGUUUUACAUAACAAGCAGGCAGAGAAAUCCAGCCACAAGGCUUCCAGGGGGUCAGACAAUGCCUCUUUGGAGUUUGCGUACAGAUCAUUGUGUCCUCUUGGUGUGAAAUUGUGUAUUUUUUUUCUCUGACAGCUGUGCAGGAUGGGGGAUCGGGCCAUGAGCAGCCCUGUGGCUGCAAUAUCCCCAGUGCAGCAGAUGCUUGCUUCUGGUACUGGGGCCCUCCUCACAUCUGUUUUUGGUGAGAAAAGUGGGACGAAUCCAAAAAAAGAAACUUGUCUAUCUUUAAAUGAUAAUGCUCUUGUUUUAUUUGGCUUCCUCAGUGUUUUGUUGUGUACACAGGAUUGGUUUAUGGCCGAGCAAGCUCUCUGUUACAUGUAUUUUGGCUCUUCUAGAACAAAGUGGAUUUCAAACUUUUGAGAGAAAUUUGAACGUUAUAUUAAAAAAGUUAAAGUUAUUUGGCAUACCCUCAGUGAUUUGAAAACAGUGGACAGCAUAAUAAAAAACAACUGAAGUGCGCAUUCAGUUUCCUCUUCAACAGUCAGUAAAGUGGGUAUUUAUGUCAGGACUCUUGAAUGAGCCAGCAUUAGCGUUCACCUCGAGUACCUAAUAGGCCUUCCACUGACUGUAUGCCAUUGUUAUUUUAAGUCUGUUAAUUCUUUUGUUUUCAGUCACACCGCUGGAUGUUGUGAAGAUCAGGCUGCAGGCUCAGCAAACUCCAUUCCACCAAGGUAAUAGAAGGACAUCCUGAUCUUCUGCUGUGUGGAGUAAAGAUUCAUUAAGCUCAUGAAACACUUGCUCUGUGCUCAGCGCUUGCUCUUGGAUGCCACGUGAACCUUAGUGCUUCUCUAACCCCCCAACCCAAAGUCUUUGUCUUUAUCUUUGACUGUGUGCCCUGCUCUUUUGCUUUGUCUCAAAGCUUUAGCCUGUGAAACAGCUCCAUGGAGCGGCGUCAUCCGCCCUUCCAAGUGUAAGUAUUUAACCUGCUGAAAACCUGGCUGCUGCUUGUCCAGCACAGCUUUCUGUAAGAGGGCACAUGCUCUGUUAACCUGCAUUACAUGCAUAUGCAAACAAGAGGGCCUGCUCGCAGAUAGAUUCACGUGUGUCCUAUUAACUUUGGGGUUCAUGAUUUAGUUUCAGGUCAUGAUAUUUAGUCCUACUUGUUCUCUUUCACCUAUUGUUUCAUGUUGAAGGAGGUAUCAAAAAGCCAGAGAUUCUUGGAGUUUUGAAACUCCAAAGGACAAAAGCUCAGUGGAAAUGCUCUACAGUUAUACGGAACUGCUUAAAGUUGAUCUUUUUCUUCCUGGGGAACUUCUUCACUCAUUCUUCUGUGGUUCUGUCAUCUGUAGAGGCCCUGUUUUUGUUUCCUGCACUGUUUUCUAAAGGUGGAAACUUGUUGUAUGUGCAGGUUGUGAAAUUAUGCUUUUUUUAGAGUUUCUCUGAUCUUUUGUCCAAAGAGGAUCCUAAAUCAGCUCUGAACAAACAGGCAAAGUAAGCAGAGGCGAGGCCAGACUUGAUGUUAUCACUGCACUGAAUCUCUGGUCAUUGCCAUCAGAUGUGUAAUUGUCCUCUGACAAGGAUUGUGCCGUUCAGUUGAGAGCACAUGAAAACAUAACAGACAGAUAAACUCGCACAUUUAAACACAUUUGACUGUAAUUUUGUAGAAUUUUUUUUAGUCUGAUGAAUUUCUGCCCAUGUUUUAACCUCUUGUGGCUCUGCUUAUUUUGUCUUUCACAGGGAAGUGUUUCCUGUAUUGUAAUGGGCUGAUGGAUCACAUCUAUGUGUGUCAGAAUAGAACUAGUUGCACCAGCUGGUACAAAACACCAACUCAUUUCAGUGGGACACUUGUAAGUGUGAGGACACUUAUAACUCAGAUUUUGCUGCUGUGAUUUUUUUACCACACCAAAAAUGACUUGGUUGUUGUUACAGGAUGCAUUUGUGAAAAUAACGCGCCAUGAAGGACUCCGGUCUUUGUGGAGUGGGCUGCCUCCGACACUGUGAGUUUUUGAUUCAAAUGAAGACAAUGCCUGUAAUAUUUUAAAAUAUUACAUGUUAGGAUCAGUACAGUUUGGGACCUGGAUUAAUUACACUGAUAAAUAGCUGAUAGUUUAGGUCAUUUAUUCAAUAAAAGAGGAAUAUACUGUAUGCACACUGGCCCUCAUUUAUCAAGCUUGCGUACGACAGAAAACUUGCAUACACCUUGCGUACAACAAUUUUGACGUGAGGAUCGGGAUUUAGCAAUCUGCACGUGAGCGUACGCUACGACCAAAUCUCAUGACAGGUCUGACAUUGUGUACACAAGUUUGAGUCAGUGUUGAUCUUCGGUGCAGCAAAUGCCUGUCUGAAAAUAAUUGAUAAACAAACCUCAAACCUGUCACUAAGCACAAUCAGACAGAUUUCAUUAAAGAUUAAGACGUAAAUAAAAUAAAAUACAUUUGUUAUGUCAUAGUGAACAAACCUAUUAGAUAACUCUGCCCAGAGACACUGCCACAGAGCAGGAGCGCCAUUUUAACAUUGCGCACACAUGCACACGCGCCACUGUGAAGCGCUGCGUUUGACUCCUAAAAGGCAGGUGUCUCUGUCUUGGCCCAGCAGCGGGGACGUUGUUGUACACUCCUGAAAGGGUGUGGGACAUCAUUUGAACCAGUACAGUUUUGCACAAUGUUACACUGGCGAAUGGAGUGCUGUUGGCUGUGUUGGUCCAACGUAAGGACCCGAUGCCCGGAGAACAAUAACGAGGAGAGACUCCACAAAGGUGGUGGACAGAGGAGACAGGACCUUAUCCAUGGAUUCUGAUGUAAAGUACAAGUUUAGAAAGUGCUCUUGCUAUUUAAUCAGUGAUAAAAAUCCAAUAGAAAUCCAUAAAAAUGUGCCUCAGGGGCAGCGACACACCGUUUGGUGAGGUUAAUAAUUAUUUUUGUUCAGCCUCUGUCAGACUCUCCAGUCUGCUCUACAUUACAAAGACGCAACAAAUUAAAACUAAAUACUUUCAAUAAUAGGAGCAACGUACCCUAUGUCACACCAAUAAAAAAUAUGAGGCAUUUAUAAGAUAAUAAUUUAUCAUCAUGAGCAACUUAUUGACUAAUGAUUUAUUCAAACUUCAGCCACUGUCCGCUAUUCCGUGGCAGCGCUGUUCAGCACCACCAUAAUCCUGCUCCAGACAGGAGUUUUCUGGACCGCUUUUAUACCAGUUUUGAUGCUUCCAAAGAGAAAAUCUUGGUUAGUUUUCACCACAGAUGUGAGGAUAUCCACUUUCAGCUCUGAAAAGUUUCGAAUUUUUCUUAUAUUUCUCCUCUUUCAUGUUUGACCUCAGUGGGCGAGGCUUCUGAACCACAAAUAUUUAAGGCCGUAAACAUGUUAAUGACGAUCGAUUUCAGCCGCUGCAUUUACCAAGACCCGAUCAUACGUAUGCUGGGAUUGGUCAGAUACGAACUCUUUCAUAAAUCUCACGUGUGUCCUAUCGUACGAUGAAUCCAGCGUUCAAAUCUGUGCUCAGAUCUGCGCAAGAUUGAUAAAUGAGGGCCAAUGAGAUGUGUGGUGUAAGGCUUUCUCAGAAGACAGAUGAAGAGAGAAGGAACACGUGAAAAGUAGACACAGUAAAGGAGACUCCAGCCUCUUUACAUCAGGCACACACUAAAACAGUAAGGCCAGAUGGGGCCCCAUGGCGCAGUACCAUAGACUGUAUAGUGUAUGCCGUCUGCCUCCUCGCUGGGUAAAGCCACUCUGAGAACAGCACCCUCUGGUGACGGGCUUCAGUAUAGGUCAUAAAUCCUGCCUCCGCCAGCAAAGCUUAUGGGGCUGUGGACAAACUUUAAAAAUUUAUUACACAGAACAUACAUUUUUCUCCCCCCCUGGUUGUGAUGUUGACAUGUAGUUACUGUAAGACUGGUUUGUGCUCAAGUCCUCUUUUUUCUGUACAGUUCUGUUUUUAAAAGUUAUUAGGGGGUUCAUGUUUUCUAUGAUUGAUACUUGAUGCAGCGAUUGCGUAGCUCACCCAGGGGAUACGCUGUUUGAGCCAAGCGUCAUCACAGCAAUUCUAGGCAAAUCUCUCGCCGAAUGCGUACAAUGCUGCUGCGCAAGUGGUGAAGUGCCUACAACUGUACUGUUGGUUUCAGGAAGUGGAGAAAAAUCGCAGAAUUACUUUUUGGCUUCAAAUCCAUAUACUGGCGGAAGGCGGAACCAAGUUGUCCAUAGUAUAUACAGUCUAUGUGCAGUAACCUGAACACCAAAUAAACAAAUGUAACUAACUUACUAAACACUAACUUUGUGUUUAGUCCCAGGCCUGAUAGAGGGGCUUACACCAGCAGAGAAUUGUAGGUUUUUAAUGUUGCAACUUUGCCAGACUAGACCUGCACAGACCAGACUAGUGCAACUGUGUGUGUUAAUAUCCUGACAGUUUCCAAUAGAAACCUUUCUUCACUUGCAUCAUGUCUGCAGUGUCAUGGCAGUACCUGCUACUGUCAUCUACUUCACCUGCUACGACCAGCUGAGGGACUUCCUGAGAUAUGGUUUGGGUUUCCAGGGCAGCCAUGUUCCUCUUGUUGCUGGAGGCUUGGCCAGAUGUGAGUCUGUUAAAGUGCAUUCAGAUAUCUUACAUGUGAUUGUAAAUGAGUUAUGUAAAUGAAUAUGUGGAUUUCUGUGUUACAGUGGGAGCGGUGACAGUGAUCAGCCCUCUGGAGCUGGUCAGGACUAAGAUGCAGUCCCGUCGUCUGCCCUAUAGUGAGCUGCGGGCAUGUAUCCACUCUGCUGUGGCCCAGGAUGGGCUGCUGUCGCUAUGGAGGGGUUGGGGACCUACUGUGCUAAGAGAUGUACCCUUCUCUGGUGAGAACUACACUUCAGAAUAAAGCAUAUAGUGAACUUUAUAGGAGAUUAAACAACAUUGUACCACAACUCAAUUUUUUUAGUUAUUUUUGUACCCUAAGUUUGUUCCAAAUUGUUGUUGUUUCACCAAAGAGGACGUGCGACUGAUACUAAUAGAACCAGGGUGGAGUCAUAUACAUGUUUAUUAGUUUAUUUAAGGGACACAACAUACAACACAGACUGCAAAGCCAUGGUUAUCAAUAAAAUAGAUGUAAAUUAUAGAUAUCAGAUCAUUUUAUUUUACAUAUGCAGAAGGAAACCUUCAUGAACAGUAUUAACCUUCGCUUUUCACUACCUUCCCUUAGCUGUACAGCGAUACUUCAUUUAUUCAUUGUUGGAAACUGUUUACAAUGACAUGAAUUAAUAGGUUAGAUUAAUAUCAUUCCUUGUAGCAGCCAACUGGAACAAAUAGACUCUGAAACCUCAUAAAGAAAAUAGCAAACAUUACUGUACAGCUCUAUCUGUAGGCCAUAAUAAUGAGUAAAGACAGCCUUUCCCAAAUGAUGGCACAGACUGGGGCUAAAUAGUCAAGAACAAAGAAAAACAUACAACCAGAAAGAUGAGUUCUAUAUUGUUCCCUUGAUUACAUACAGUUCAUGGCAAACAUACUGCUGCUUUGUCUUCUUUUUGUUUUUUUCAUCUCCUCAACAAAAACGUCUUUUACACUCUUAGAAAAUCUUCCUUCCUGUCUCCCUCCCCUCGUGUCCCUUUUCAAUUGAUAAAUCCAACAAAUAUGAAGCAAAGACAUACUGGUAACAAGCGGCCCUUGUCUCUGUUUGUCCACAGCAUUGUACUGGUUUAACUACGAGCUUGUGAAGGCCCGUCUGUGUGAAAAGUCCCGAGUGACCCAGGCCAACUUUUCCAUCAGUUUCACGGCAGGAGCACUUUCUGGAGCCGUAAGUACUCAGCUUUUUUCCUUGAGAGUACAAAAAGCCCCUGAAAAAAAGUGCAGGAUAAAUGUCACUGGUGCCUAUUUUUUGAUUGAAUUUGUAACAAGCCCUGCCAACAAUCUGUGGCAGCAUGAAAACAGAGAAAACAAAGAACUGGCCAUGCACCAGUGGCAGCGCUAAACAACUACUGCACUGCCUCAAUGUCCCAAGGCCACCCAACCUAAUAGUUACAGUACCUUGUGUAGGGUUGAAAAAUAAACAUAAUCAUAUAAGGGCCUUCAAGUUUUGUCCAAUCAAUUGCUUGACUUAGCAAUUGCUUGACUUACUGCAACGAUUAACUCUAAUUUUUCAAUACCUGAUCUAAUACCGUAGUUCUUUAAAUGAUUAAAAACGAAACUUUUAGAAAACCUUUUAAGCACCAGUCUUCCUGUAGCAUCACACUUUUAUUGGUAUUUGUUAGCAAAAUCCUAAACCUAGAGUGAUUCAAAUCAAAUCUGACCUGUUUGGCUGACCGUACUAACAUUACUAGAUAAACGUGUCACACUGAUUUCAUGUCUCUUAAACAUCUGAUAACAAGGUUCCAGGUUGAGCUUUGAGCACUGAGCAGUGAAUGGAUCAUCAGGGGUUAGUUCAGAGAAUGAGGCCAGUCGCUGACCCACAUUCACACGGUUGUGUUUCUUGCACAAUAAUUGAACCACAGCCCACCUGAUAUGAUGCAGGGGUUAUUUCUGUGAGUGAGGUGUAGCUGCUGCCUGAUCUCAGGUCAAAUCUGGUGUCUUAUGACUUCUUUUUGUCUGACAUUGUGUCCAGAUUGCUGCGAUCCUGACCCUGCCUUUUGACGUGGUGAAGACACGGAGGCAAAUUCAGCUAGGAGAAAUGGAUACUCAAGGAGGUUUGUGUUCAAAAACAGUGAUAAAGUUAGUGACCGAUAUAGAAUGUGCGUUUUUUUCUAAAUACUUUGCUUUCCUUCUAGUUAAUUUAAAGAGAACAACGUCCACAUGGCACAUCAUGAGAGAAAUAUGGGCUGAGAUGGGCUACAGAGGACUUUUUGCAGGUAAAACUCAUUAAUUGUUGUCUUUUGUUGUGUAAAAAUGCAAGGUUGGUUAACAGCAGGACAAAAAGGGAUGUUCAGAUCAGGUUGCCCCUGAUCCAGAUCUUUGGUUACCUUGUAUUGAUCCUGCCAGUAAAAAGUCACAAGCUGAUACUUGUGUUUUCUUGACUAUAACAGCUGCACAGUCCAUACCUCAAAUACACUGAGGUCAAAUGUAUUCAUAGAAAAUGCUCAACAAUGUAAUAUCUCAGCAGUCCAUUGUGAAAAUAGUCCUUUAUCUAAAAUUAUUUUGCUUGUUAAGAUUUUUUGUGCUGGCCUAUGAAAUGACACACGACUUUGACUCUUAGACAAAAUCAAGAGCACCUUGGUAGGCCCAGACUCUGCUCUUAAGAAAAGGAUCACUCUUACUACAGGGCACUAGUUGGUUAAACAAAUUAUCAAUAUUCUCAUUAUUGUAGUCCAAACUACGAGUCAUUUAGCCUCUUAAAUGGUGCACAGCCACUGCCUACUUGCCAAGGCCAUAGCUCUGAAUUUCCCUGUUGAACUCUUUCUACGGCCUCCUGAGACCAAAAUAUUUCAUAUUAAGCUUUGUUGUUUUUUUUUUCCACCACAAGUUUUUGGUCAAAAACAUUGACCUCUCUUUCCUUUACUCCCUUAGCCCUAUCUAAUCAUGUAUUUUCCAUUAACUGGACACUCCUCUGUCUGGGGUAGCUUAAGAUCAGCAGGGGCAUUGUUAGAUGGAAAUGUGGUAUGAAGGCUGGUGCACAAUACUUUCGAUUUUACUUUCUGUGACAACAUGUAUCCCUUUUUCAUAAUGUAUAUUGUUUUGAAGAUGAACUUGUAGUUACUAAGCAACACUAACCUCAGGUGAAAACAUUUGUGUUUUCCACAGGUUUUAUGCCGAGGGUGAUCAAAGUGGCUCCAGCCUGUGCUGUAAUGAUCAGCACCUAUGAGUUUGGAAAAGCUUUCUUCCAAAAGAUGAACCUUGAUCGAGAGUGACCAAAUGAAACCUGCAGACUGACAGUGCAAGAACAGAACAAUGUAUAUUUUCAGAUGUGUAAGCACAGUUUGGACACUGACUCUUGAAGAAAGAAGCCUGAGGAACUAGCGGGCCUGGACUUGGGCUCAUUUAACCUAAAAAAGGAUUUUCUCAUAUUUUUUAGGACUAUUUUUCCCUGCAAAGGUUCUUGCAGACUGUGACAAAUCAUCCUUGAACUUUAAAUUAAAGACUGAAUACUGAGAGAUACUUUAAGAACACAGACUGUAUGUGCUAAUUUACCUGGGUUGUUCUACCUUGGGAAGAGACUUUUUCCGUCACUUUAAAGGUUUUACAGAAUAAUACUGAUGGGUAUGAACAAACGUCUGCAGAAGACAAAGAACAAACUGACCCACUAUCUAGGAUGGUGGGGCGAGGGGAGUUGCUUGUUGGCUGCAUGAGUCUCAGGGAAAAGUUCUCAUUCCUUCUCCUUGCAUUAAUGGAGACCAAAUGUAUUGUGAUUCAAGCUCCAAUCAGUGAAGAACCCAGACGUGCUUCUGCAUCAACCUGCAUCCUUAUAGUGGUAAAGCAUGACUUUUCAAACAUGUAUCUGUCAGUACAGGAUUGAAAAAUCUGUUUUGUAUGCUGGAUAAAUUUAAUCAUUUGUAGCACUUGACAUCUGCAAGACAAUGUAAUAUAAAAUAUGAAAACAAAGACAGGCUGGAGUAUUAGCUGAAUGUGGGCUAUUUUUUUUAAUAGGGAAAGCCAUGAACUACAAAACGCCAGCCUCUCUAGAAUAAUCCGUCAAGCUUUAUUGAGAGAUGUGUAAUCACUGGUGCAUGAAUUUAGCCUUUUUAGCUACAACUGUAAUGCAAGAAUUUGUUAACAUUUCAUGCUUUUCUUUCAAAUGAAAACCACUGCAAGUAAAAAAAAAAAAAGGCAUUUCAAAUAUUUUCCUAGUGGCAUUCUGGUGGUUUGAUUCUUAAAUUUUCAACUUCAAUUAUAACAUCAAAGCUCUGUUACAACACUGGAUCAUAAAAUCAAAAAUAUUGCUGCCUUAAUGUGAAAGGUAUAAAUAUGUGUUUGUUUAUUUUUUAAAUGAAUAAAAUGUAUUAUGUUGACUGCU
Molecule: messenger RNA, 10200 nt
Organism: Xyrichtys novacula (pearly razorfish)
Lineage: Eukaryota; Metazoa; Chordata; Actinopteri; Labriformes; Labridae
Source: the annotation of a GenBank genome assembly